Molecule: messenger RNA, 2826 nt
Organism: Laetiporus sulphureus 93-53
Lineage: Eukaryota; Fungi; Basidiomycota; Agaricomycetes; Polyporales; Laetiporaceae
Product: Rgp1-domain-containing protein
Exons: 7
Coding region: 1-2826 (941 amino acids)
Biological process (GO): retrograde transport, endosome to Golgi
Cellular component (GO): Golgi membrane; Ric1-Rgp1 guanyl-nucleotide exchange factor complex
Source: RefSeq, a predicted model, not a curated record
AUGUUGGAAGGAACGAGCGUCGACGAUGCCAUCCGGGUCGUCGCCGCACCCUCUCAAGCCUCCUACUUCGCCGGCGAGCCGUUCACUGUCACUAUCACAUUCACCAACACUCGCAGCCCCGAUGCUCUCCACCCACGGUCCGCCUCUCAUUCUGUCUCACACGCGCACAAACGCAGCGCGCAUUCUAUCAGUUCUGUGCCUCUUGCUCGUCCUCCGACGUCUCCUGGGAUGACGCGUUCUGCUCUGUCGACAAUGCCGACCAGCCUUCCUCCGCGUCACUCCGGACCGAACAGAGUGCCUACUAGAAAGGGCCUCAUUGGAAGGAAUCGCUCAGCGAAUGGAGUCAACGGGACAGAUGGUCCGCCUACUGAACCUGCCGUCAGGAAGCCGAUGUCCAAGUCUUUGUCCAUCUCCGUCACGUCUUACGAUCUUGAUCCCAAGCCGCAAGAACCUGCGAAGGGCAAAUCCCCGCUAAGCCAGGUGCGAAACGGCGAGUCUCUGUAUCCUACGCCAACGUCUCCCCAUAUAUCGUCUCCUCUCACUCGCUCUGUAUCCUUUCCCGUAUCGCCCGAUCACCCACACGCACGGAAGCAGUCAAUAUCAGUCGGGCAGGCUCAGAUCCAAGACGUCCGUUCUCCUUACCCUCCGACGCCCAGCGCAUCGACAUCCAAUCAUUCUCUUACACUCGAUACUAUCUCUGAGAGUUCUUUGUCUCUCGUCAUGCCGCCUCUCACACCGGCGAUUCCCUCACCUAUUCCAGAGACCGCGCCUUCUAAUAUCCGGACGCAAAUGCCCUCAAUACCGACUGGUAUAAACGGUAAAACAAACGGUACAGUGGGUCCUCGAGCACCAGCUCGCCGACCCCCACAGCUCGGCCACGGGCCACCUCCAAUACCUGGCGGGUCUCAGCAACCGCGCAGCGCACUCUCAGCAUCCUUUCCAGUCCCAAAUACUGAACUGAUCCUCUAUUCGUACGCUCAGCUUGUUGGAACACUUUCGCUUGUACCCCCUCCUGGGACAGUUGGCACCCCGGAGCAAACGCGCAUGCUGAACCACGUCAGGUCGAGUCUUCUCAAACGCCAAGUGAUGGGCGGCGGUAGCAUGGACAUCACGCCGUCGCUGAACUCACAGCCAUUCUCUCAGUCGUCCUCCGCCCACCUCGGCCGGCACUCGCGCUCACGAAGCGUGUCUGUCACCUCCUCACUCUUCUCCAUGCUCUCCCCAUCGGCCGCCUCGGCCACCCAGUCUUUUGCGCCAUCGCACCGUGCCCGUGCGCCUUCCGUGUUCUCGCUCUUCUCGACCCAGACGAGCACGGUCGCGACGAGCGGAGUCGGGCUGGGCUUUACAGGCAGCGAGGGCGGUGGCGAGGACGAGGACGAGGUAGACCCGGAGACACCGCUGCCGACGUUCGAAGUGCAGCCGGCCAUGCUCGCCGUCGACCUCAGCCUCGCGCCGGGCGAGUCGCGUAGCUAUACGUACACGCUGGUAUUACCGGAGAACCUGCCCCCGACAUAUAAGGGACGCGCGCUGCGGUUCUCGUACCAGUUCAUACUGGGCGUGUGUCGGGCGUCGAGUUCUGGAGGGCGGCGCCCAUCUGCGGGAGGCCUGGGGGCGAACAGCAGCAGUAGAGUGAUGAAGGUACCCAUACGGGUGUAUAAUCAUGUUACUGUGGGACGCCCGCCAUGUCCCUACGAUCUCCUGUGGCCCGUGUCAUUCUGGAAGAUGCGUGGAAUGCAGUGCUCGCCAAAGGUGAUAGAAGAGCUGAAGCAUCCAGCCAAAAAGCAGCGGCAGGCACCGGCGAUCUCUCCAGAGGGGAAGGUUAAUCCCGAGUCGUUCGAGGAUUUACAGAGCUACGCGAAAAAUCUGCUUGCAUCGAUCAAGGAUGGCGGCGGACGGCCACACUGGAACGGGAAGUUGCCAAUGCCAAUACCGAUCGAGACAGUCGACCUCGAGCAGGAUAGGGACCGCGAAGAGGCCGGUGGGCUGUCGGGUUGUCGGCAAGCGGUAGAUUUGCUCACGCGGAAUCCGCGGAAAGCGUCGUAUGACGUGAACAAGGAUGGUGUGAAGGUUGCUGUGCUUACCUUCACUAAGUCUGCAUAUCGACUUGGGGAGACGGUGCUUGGUGUCGUAGAGCUGAAUGAACGGGCGAGCCGGGCAAAGGUACUCAAGCUCUCUGCGAUGCUCGAGGCACAUGAGUCGCUCCCUAGCGCGCUCUCCUCGCUGUCGCCGGCAGCAGCCCGACAGUUACGGCGUGUACAUGCGGAACACCACAAUUCUUUCAUGCCAGCGACGCUACGCACGACGUUUGCACUGGACAUUCCACCAGACGCGACACCCGCGUUCCAGGUGGACGUCAGCGCUGGACCUGAUCACCGCCCUGGAGGACUGGAAUGGAAGGUCCGGCUGUGCCUGCUCGUCGCAGUGGCGCAGCCGACAUCAAAGGAGGGCCCCGGUGGGCUGCGGCUGCGACACCUGGUAAGGGACGGUCCAGGUGGCGAGUGGGGUUCGUCGUGGAAGGCAGCGUGGACGAUUGCGCCGAUGGAGAGACCGGACUUGCACGCAGAGGCUGAGGCAGCGAACGCGCCGGGACAGAUGCCGAGCGCAUCGGGGUCAUGGUUAUCGUACUUCACGGCACCGCUGCUGGGCCCUGCGACGGGGUAUCAUGACGGGGACGAGGUGGAUGAGGAGAAGGAGGGAGACGAUACGGUGGGCGAAGAGGGUGAGUGGCGAGAGGUAAGGACAGAGGUGGUCGAAUGCGAGGUGCCGAUACGGGUAUGGCCGGGGAACACGGCGUUCAAGGCGACCGAGGUGAUCUUUGACGUUUAG